UCCUUCUCUUUCUAUCAACAAACACUUCUUCAAAUUCAAUUCCUCCCCAUUCCAGUUCAAAAUUCAAGUCAUCCAACACUCAGAGCCCAUGAAUCCAACCAUCCACUCAUCUAACUUUACGACAAUUCAAAACAAUACACCGACCUUUCAUUUCAGCAGAUUCUUUGCCUUACAUCCUUCACCCUCUUUCCAAACUCCUACCUCUGUCUGCCAAUUCACCUCGCAGGCAUUGUCUUCUCUCAGCAACAAGUCUACUUCUGAUGAUGCGGAAGAAUACCCGGGCAUAGCCGAUGAGAUCAAGAAGCAUAGGAGGAUGAUAUCCAACAGAGAAUCUGCUCGACGGUCUCGGAUACGCAAGAAGAAGCAUCUUGACCAGCUAUUGGUGCAGAUCAUCCAGCUUCGUGACCAGAACUGCCAGCUUCUCGACAAGCUGAAUCACAUGGAGGACUGGAAUGACCGGAUCCUACAGGAGAAUGGCCUACUCAGGGAAGAAGCUUCCAACCUCCAUCAAACUCUCCGAAACAUGCAGCACAAAAAUCCUUACACCAUUUUGAAAGAUACAGAAGAAAUCCCAUGCAACAUUGCAUAUCUUGGAGCCAAAUCAACAAACCAAACCUUCAUCAGUCCCAUGGAUUUGCUUUAUUGAGAUUGCUCGUCUUCCUUUUUUUUUUCUCUCUUACUAAUUUAGUGUCUAUGGAGUCGCCUAUAAUAACUUCUCAUCAAGUACUUUGAUGUCACCACAAAAUGUAAGGUUUUGGAUUGUGGAAGCACUAAUCCAUAUAUAAUAAAAGUGCAGUGUACUCUUUUUUUUUUUUU
Molecule: messenger RNA, 816 nt
Organism: Magnolia sinica
Lineage: Eukaryota; Viridiplantae; Streptophyta; Magnoliopsida; Magnoliales; Magnoliaceae
Product: basic leucine zipper 43-like
Exons: 1
Coding region: 89-646 (185 amino acids)
Biological process (GO): regulation of DNA-templated transcription
Molecular function (GO): DNA-binding transcription factor activity
Source: RefSeq, a predicted model, not a curated record